Messenger RNA from Pogoniulus pusillus (Red-fronted tinkerbird), 2145 nucleotides. It is a transcript of the gene FRZB, whose product is annotated as frizzled related protein. Gene Ontology annotation, molecular function: Wnt-protein binding. The record is from RefSeq and is a predicted model, not a curated record. Gene Ontology annotation, biological process: canonical Wnt signaling pathway; non-canonical Wnt signaling pathway. NCBI's taxonomy places the organism in Eukaryota, Metazoa, Chordata, Aves, Piciformes, Lybiidae. Bases 70 to 1029 code for a protein of 319 amino acids. Gene Ontology annotation, cellular component: cytoplasm. The transcript has 6 exons.
CCGAGGUCUGCCCGCUCGGCCCCUCGGCUCGGCGCGGCGUGGCCGGGGCACGCCGUCGGGGCGGGCGGCAUGUGGCGGGGGCUGCCUGUUCUGGCCCUGGCCGGGCUGCUGGUUCUGGGGCGGGCGCCGGCGGGGCGGGCGGCGGCCUGCGAGCCGGUGCGCAUCCCCCUGUGCAAGCCGCUGCCCUGGAACAUGACCAAGAUGCCGAACCACCUGCACCACAGCACGCAGGCCAACGCCGUGCUGGCCAUGGAGCAGUUCGAGGGGCUCCUGGGCACCAACUGCAGCCCCGACCUCCUCUUCUUCCUCUGCGCCAUGUACGCGCCCAUCUGCACCAUCGACUUCCAGCAUGAGCCCAUCAAGCCCUGCAAGUCCGUCUGCGAGCGCGCCCGGGCCGGCUGCGAGCCCGUCCUCAUCCGCUACCGCCACGCCUGGCCCGACAGCCUGGCCUGCGACGAGCUGCCGCUCUACGACCGCGGCGUCUGCAUCUCCCCCGAGGCCAUCGUCACUGCCGAGGGCGCCGAUUUCCCCAUGGAUUCCAAUAACGGCAACUGUCGAGGCGCUGGCAUCGAGCGCUGCAAGUGCAAGCCCAUCAAAGCCACCCAGAAGACCUACCUGCGCAACAACUACAACUACGUCAUUAGGGCCAAAGUGAAGGAGGUGAAGACUAAAUGCCACGAUGUCACCGCCGUGGUGGAAGUGAAGGAGAUCCUCAAGUCUUCCCUGGUCAACAUCCCAAAGGACACUGUAAACCUGCACACAAACUCUGGCUGCCUGUGUCCACCUCUCAGCGCCAAUGAGGAGUACAUCAUUAUGGGCUACGAGGAUGAAGAGCGCUCCAGGUUGCUCUUGGUGGAAGGCUCCAUAGCUGAGAAAUGGAAGGAUCGGCUCGGUAAGAAAGUCAAGCGCUGGGACCAGAAGCUCCGGCAGGCGGGGAAGGCGCAGGCGGCGGCGGAGGCGGCGCCGCGGGGCGGCAGCGGCAGGGGCGGCAGCGGCAGAGGCGGCAGCGCCCGGCAGGCUCGCAGCUAGGGGCGGCCGCCCGACGGGACGCGCAGCGGCACUGCCGCCGGGCUCGGCGCGGGGAGCGCAGGAGAAAUUGCACUAUUGCACGUUAUAUUCUAUUGUUUACUGCGGGGGCCUGGGUCCAGCUUAUCACAGCUUUUAUCCUCCCUCUGGUUGGUUCCUGCCUUCUGGGUUUUCUUCCUUCCCCAUGAGUGCAGCAGCUGGAGAUGACUUCUUUUUUCCCUCUCCCUCGUUGGUUUCGUUUGGUUUCUUUUCUUUGAUGUUUUUUGUUUCUUGUUUCUGUUACUAAGAACUGUAGGCCACUGCCCUCCUCAGGUGGGGAGAGACAAGGAGGUGUCGAAUUGACCAUUUUUAGCUCCUGAACCUUCUUAGGGAGAGCAUCCUGCAAACAGGAAUGAGCUCUGCCAUCACUUAAAGUCAUGACUCACAUACUGCCUUCUCCUUCCCACCCUUUGCCAAACCUUCCUGUGUUGAGGGGAGGCUGAAGGGUCUGAUUUGGGGCUUUUUUUGGGUUCUGAAAUAUCUAAAGGAAUUCUGCUAAGGGAAUAAUUUUGAUCCACACACCUUUGUUAAGCCUUCUUAGAAACAAACCACUUGUGUAAGCCUUCAGAUAUCUCCUGCAGGACCUCUGCUGUGCUUGUACACAGGAGGCCUGGAUGUUUCCAGGGCUCUGGACCUUGCAGGAGAGGUUGUGUAGAACGCAGAUUGGUCUGGACUGGAAGGCACCUCCAAAGCUUGUCCAGUCCAACCCCCUCUGCACUCAGCAGGGACAUCCUCAACUAGAUCAGGUUGCCCAGAGUCCCAUCCAGCCUCACCUCGAACAUCUCCAGGGAUGAGGCCACAACCAUGGGACCUGAUAUACAAUUUGCUUCCCCUCUUAUAAUAGGUGGGUUCCCCCCCUCCCCUUUUUAUCCUUUCUUUUCUCUGCUGAGGUGUAGCAGUAGAGUGACUCACCCAGGCCUGCUUCUCAGUACAGGUCUGCACUUUCUCCUUUGGAUCUGGUGGUGAUAUCCUUCAAUCUGUGCCUACACAAACAAGCCUUUAUUUCGCUGACAGAUUUCCAUGCUCAGUAAAAUAUGUCCAAAUAAAAGAAUUGUAGCUGCCAACACAGACCUGAUCUCA